This is a messenger RNA of Carya illinoinensis, 738 nucleotides long. RefSeq lists its product as uncharacterized. Lineage: Eukaryota; Viridiplantae; Streptophyta; Magnoliopsida; Fagales; Juglandaceae. The transcript has a single exon. The record is from RefSeq and is a predicted model, not a curated record. Bases 1 to 738 code for a protein of 245 amino acids.
AUGGCUGCCACCCCUGCAUCCACAACCGAUUCACCCAUUGUCACCAUCAAUGCCGCAACAACCAUCAAUGAAAAACUCACCCCCUCUACUUUUCCUCAGUGGAGGGUGCAAUUUGAAGCCUUGCUCACCGGUUAUGACCUCAUUGAUUUUGUCACUGGUGUCAAACAAUGUCCUGCUAUUGAUGCCACGAACUCUGCUGCAUCCCGUGCCGCGAACUCCCACUGGGUUCGCCAAGACAAGCUCAUCCUCCACGCCAUUCUUGCUUCCACCUCAACCACUAUCACCCCUCUUCUUGUUGCUUACAAAACCUCUCAUGAAGCGUGGAGAGCACUAACCCGUUUAUAUGCAGGGAAGUCUAGAACUCGUGCGAUGCAGCUCAAGGAAGACUUGACCCUGAGCACUCGUGGAAAUCGCAUGGUUACUGAGUUUCUUCAGGCCAUCAAAGUGCUUGCCGAUGAGCUUGCCAUCAUUGAUCAUCCGGUUUCGGAUGAUGACCUAACCCUCUACAUCCUCAAUGGAUUGGGUCCCGAAUUCAGAGAGAUUGCGGCACCGAUUCGCACUCGAGAGACCUCUCUGAAAUUUGAAGAAAUACAUGACCUUCUUGUAGGUCAUGAGAGCUAUCUUCGCCGACUGGAGCACCAAUCGGCAACUACAUUUGUGCCCACUGCUAAUUUCACUCAUCGGCAAGGAGGAAACUCUGCACAGAACAAACAACACGGUAAGCCCUAUUCCCACUAA